AUGGCGGCUCUGGCCAGUAGCCUGAUCCGGCAGAAGCGGGAGGUCCGCGAGCCCGGGGGCAGCCGGCCCGUGUCGGCGCAGCGGCGCGUGUGUCCCCGCGGCACCAAGUCCCUUUGCCAGAAGCAGCUCCUCAUCCUGCUGUCCAAGGUGCGACUGUGCGGGGGGCGGCCCGCGCGGCCGGACCGCGGCCCUGAGCCUCAGCUCAAAGGCAUCGUCACCAAACUGUUCUGCCGCCAGGGUUUCUACCUCCAGGCUAAUCCUGACGGGAGCAUCCAGGGCACCCCAGAGGACACCAGCUCUUUCACCCACUUCAACCUGAUCCCCGUGGGGCUCCGUGUGGUCACCAUCCAGAGUGCCAAGCUGGGUCACUACAUGGCCAUGAACGCGGAGGGGCUGCUCUACAGCUCGCCACAUUUCACAGCUGAGUGUCGCUUUAAGGAAUGCGUCUUCGAGAAUUACUAUGUCCUGUACGCUUCUGCUCUCUACCGGCAGCGCCGCUCCGGCCGGGCCUGGUACCUGGGCCUGGACAAGGAGGGCCGAGUCAUGAAGGGAAAUCGAGUCAAGAAGACCAAGGCAGCCGCCCACUUUGUGCCCAAGCUCCUGGAGGUGGCCAUGUACCGGGAACCUUCUGUCCACAGUGUCCCUGAGACCUCCCCUUCCAGCCCCCCUGCCCCCUGAAAUGUAGUCCGUGGACUGGAGGCUCCCUGCCUUUGCAUGGAGCCAGCCACUGCCACAGCCUGUGCCCCAGCCCUGCUCCCCGCCCUGCCCUCACCCCUGCCGCCACCCUCAUGCCCUGAGCAGCCAGGUCCCGGCAGGUGCUCUAUCCUGAGGGAGCCAAGGGGCUGGCUGUGACCCCCCGCCCCGACUUCCAGCUCCUGGGAGGAGUUCAGAGAGGAGGAUUCUGAAAAUGGUCCUGGCUGAUCACUUCUUUCCUUCCACACUCACAGCCCCCCAAAGCCUUUUCCCAAGAAGGUGCUGGGUGUUCCCAAACUGACAGAACCGGGACGUAAAUACUCUGCACCCUGGGCUCAGCCAGUUCCGGGAGCCCUAUGCCCUCUUCAUUGCCACUGAGCCAUAGAUUUAUAGGUCUACUGGAGGUCAGGAUUAGUUUCCUUUUUGCCCUACUACACCUUCUGCCUUGUUCUGGACAGGUUCUGGAACACCAGGCACCCUAGCCAGGGCCCUUUUUGCACUAAGGCUCUGUGCUGGAAUGCUGGCAUGCUGCCAGGCUCUGUUCUGGAUCCAUCAGGCUUCUGUCCUUGACCCAGAUGGACCCCUGGUUUCCAAGUAGAGAGAGACUAGAUUUGAGCCCUAUCCAGCUGCUGGCCUUGGCCUGAACUAGGACCAGUCUCAGAUCACCACAGUUUUAACUUUCUUAUCCCAAAGACACCCAAUUCUAGAGCAUGGUGUUCUAGACACACAUGGAGCCAUACUUCCUUCUGAAUCUCGGCUCUAGGACGUAGACCAUGACUCUCAGCCCUUCCCUCCAGGAUGGAGCCGGGGCCUAGGUAGCCAUAUCAUCGCUCGUAUAGAGUGAGUUCUAGACCCACCCUCCUACCUUCUCUAGUAAUACCUAUUAAAGGUGAGCUCUGGAAAGAACCCAGCUGUGAUUCACUAAGAACUUUGUUGAUGAAUCAAGAAACACUUCUUGUUUUUCCUAGAUUUUCUAAAAAUCCGAUUCUUCCUAUAGAAUGCUAACCUUAUUUUUACAUGCAGUUUCUAGCUCCUGUAACUCAGCUGGGGUCCUGCCAGGGAAACAGAGUCUGAGGAAGGGCAGAGGAGUCUGGGAAGGAAUCCUUGGCUCAUAGUAGGGAAGCUGGGAUGGCCGAGGGGCCAAACCCACGGCAUGUUUUGGCUGUGUCUGGGUUGGGGGGGACAUGAACACUUAGCUACCUCAGCAGGAAUUCCUUCCAGGUCCCCUUUAAAGCUGAGGUCUCUAAGGUAAUGGAUCUAGAAUAAAAAGAACAAACAGGACACAGCCUUGAUCCCCAGGGCAGAGACCCCAAUUCAGCAAUAAGUUCCACCCCUCUCCCCUAUAAGUCAGGCCAAGGAGGGUGAGGGCCUCUUGGGCUCUAGACCUCAUAUAACCCCAGAGCUUCUAACUUAAUAGAACUUGCUUUACCUUACAGCUUAUAAGUUCAGCUAAGCUUUAGGUACCCCAAAAGGGCCUGACUAGCUUUUUCUGAGAAGCGUGUAGAGCUAGGGGCAGCCCUGAGAAAGAUCAGGAACCCACCAGUGAACUAGGAGUAGCCUCAGACCUGCGCAGGGAAGACCGAGGAGACCCUAAAGGGAGGGGCUUGGGCUCAGAGGCAGGUCACUCUUCCUCAGGCUCUUUCUCUAUUUCUGGCUUGUUGCAAGAGGGGUACAUACUCCCCUCGCCCACACAGACCCCGCUCAGGCUCCACCCAUCCCCUGGCUCUGCUCCCAGGGGACGGGGUCUCCACUCCAAGCUUUCUCAAUUAAAGACGAUUUAU
Molecule: messenger RNA, 2474 nt
Organism: Odobenus rosmarus divergens (Pacific walrus)
Lineage: Eukaryota; Metazoa; Chordata; Mammalia; Carnivora; Odobenidae
Gene: FGF11
Product: fibroblast growth factor 11
Exons: 5
Coding region: 1-678 (225 amino acids)
Biological process (GO): regulation of cell migration; fibroblast growth factor receptor signaling pathway; positive regulation of gene expression
Cellular component (GO): cytoplasm
Molecular function (GO): fibroblast growth factor receptor binding; growth factor activity
Source: RefSeq, a predicted model, not a curated record